Molecule: messenger RNA, 1567 nt
Organism: Cantharellus anzutake
Lineage: Eukaryota; Fungi; Basidiomycota; Agaricomycetes; Cantharellales; Hydnaceae
Exons: 6
Coding region: 31-1206 (391 amino acids)
Biological process (GO): actin cortical patch localization; plasma membrane tubulation; endocytosis
Cellular component (GO): mating projection tip; medial cortex; Rvs161p-Rvs167p complex
Molecular function (GO): lipid binding; protein binding
Source: RefSeq, a predicted model, not a curated record
GCGAUCCGCUUUACCAACAUCUUUUCCCCCAUGGCUGGAGAAUUCGACAUCAUAGGGAAGUUCCCCGAUGCAGCUCACACAUCCCAAAACGUGGCUGGCUUUCAGUCUGCAAUGCAGGAGCUAAAGACGGUUAUUACCCCCGAGUUGGAAUUGAUUCAGAGCAGGAUUCUGGGUCCAUGCAAGGAGUUGCAAGGGAUUAUGAAGACCAUUCGGAAAAAUAUCACGAAGAGAGAUCAUAAGCUGAUAGAUUAUGACCGAUUCAAUAAUUCGUUAACGAAAUUAAGGGACAAGAAGGAGAAAACUUUGAAUGAUGAAAAGAAUCUCUUCAAGCUCGAGCAAGAUUUCGAACAGGCAAGCGCUGACUACGAAUUGUAUAACACGAACAUGAAGACAGAUCUUCCCAACUUUUUGGUUCUCGCGACGCAAUUUAUCGAUCCUCUCUUCCAUUCGUUUUUCUACAUGCAACUUAACAUCUUCUACCUCAUGCUGGAAAAGAUACAAGAGUUUGCGAACGGCAAAUAUGAAACGACUGGAACCAUCGAGGAUAUCACCGAGAAUUAUGAAGCUCGCCGAGGUGAUGCAAGGGAGACGAUCGAGGGUAUGAAUAUCAAUAAGCGGAUGAUAUCAACAGCUAAACUGGUGCAUACUCGCCGCCAAGAUUCGGGUCUGACAGGAUCUACAUCACUUAAUCGUAGUACUUCAUCGGCGACGACAUCAUCAAGCGUCUCACGAUCUGUGUCUGGAAAACUGCCGCCACCCGCUCCGUCCUCGUCCUUCACCAAGAAACCACCCCCUCCUCCCCCAAAUACCUCCGCCAAGCCUUCCUUCACUAAACCUCCUUCCGCUAACAGCGCCUCAGCUAUCAACAGAUCCGUCUCAUCUGCAUCAACUUCAAUUCCAACCACCGCUCCGCCCCCUUAUACGCCUGCAUCUUCCACCAGCACCAACGUUUCCUCGAUAGCAGGCACUAAACGACCACCUCCACCCAUCCCAGCGAACAAACCCAAAGCGCCACCACCUCAAUCACAACCCGUUUAUGUGAUUGCACUGUACGAUUUUGAGGCUCAGGCAGAUGGGGACUUGAGUUUUAAAGUUGGGGAUCAUAUUGAGAUUGUGAAGAGGUCGGACAGUGCGGAGGAUUGGUGGACGGGGAAAGUUAAUGGUGUUCAGGGUGUUUUCCCUGGUAACUAUGUUCAAGAUGCAUAGGGCGCGGCUGAAGCGAAGUUGGCGUGGUGCGUUCUGCAGUGAAUGGACUUCGAUUACAUUCGAGCCUGGACUUUUCUUAUUCUUAUUACCCCAUUCUGUUUUUUCUUGGGCCCUCACUCUGACUUGAAACCACGGGCUAAGCGCUGAUUCUGUCAAUAGCUUGAUGUUGUGAGUGUCCAUGGGUGUGAAACUGCAGGGAGGGGGGGACAGGUCGCCCGGAUAUUAAUAGCGUAACGCUAAGAUGUAAGGUACUGUUGUGCGAAGUAUAUCCAAAUCUUGAGUAACAGGACUGUAGUCGGAAAGGGAAACGAAGAAAAAUGGUCUAAGUGAAGGUAGCACAAUGUUUCACAAAGCAAGAGGG